GAAACUCCAUCAGUCAACUGACGCUCUCAGAAAUUUAAACCGGCGGUUACUUGGAGACGGAGAUAGGGCGAAAACGAGGCGAGCACGGUAACCUUAUACACUGGACAUCUAAUACAACGCACAUAUCGAGGGGUUGCUUACCUUUUGAUUAUGCAAUUUCGCAAAUCUUUAACUGAUACACAAAUGGAAAUUACAGGGCUUCGCUUUUAGGUAAAACCAAAUGAGAGCAUCUGCGCGUGAGAAUGCGUUGUGAUCACCUGGGUCUCACCUGAACUUUUACCGGGCUUGGAGUGCGCAAUGGCUAAUCGUCAAAAGAAAAUAAUAUUUUCAGUAAGUGGUUUUCUAUGUUUCGCCUGCGUUCUGAUAGUCGUCGCAGCGAUGGGUACACACUUUUGGAUCAAGGGAACCGUUCUUUGUAAAACAGGCGCGCAGUUGGUGAACGCUUCCGGCCCAGAGCUGGAUAAAUUUAUUGGGAAGGUGAGCUACGGACUUUUUCACGGGCAACGUGUGAAGCAGUGUGGCCUGGGUGGAAGACCUUUCCGAUUUUCAUUCUUUCCUGACCUGUUGGAUGCCAUCCCAGCCAAUCUCCACAUCAGUGUGAUCUUCUUCUGUGGUGUGCUCAUACUCUUCUCCUGCAUUUCCACGGCCUUCUUUGUGUACAAUGCCUUUGGCAGCCCCUAUGAGACGCUACAAGGCCCACUUGGACUGUACCUGUGGAACUUCAUCAGCUGUUUCUGCAGCUGUCUGGUCAUGAUCCUAUUUGCUGCUGAGGUGAAGCUCCAUCGCCUCUCUGAACGCAUCGCUAACUUCAACGAGGGCAACUUUCUUUACAAGACCUACACGGAGCAGUAUGACCGCUCUUUCUGGCUUAUCUUCCUCUCCUUCCUCAUACACGGCCUCAACAUCCUACUGAUACGCCUCGCUGGAUUUCAGUUUCCUUUCCAGGAGGCCAAAGAGCCUGACCUAAGCACUGGGGCAUCAGAUCUCAUGUACUAAUUGGCCUACUUUUUUAUUAAUGGCUCCUAGGAUGGCAUCGGAGCAACCGGGCCAUACAUUUUCUUCAGUGGGAGCCCUGGUGGUAUUAAAUGUUCCACGCACAAGAAGAAAUAUCUGACCUCCCUCUAAGCUGUAUCAUUUGAAUGGCAGAGCAAAAACUGGAGCCGUAUUAUCUUUUGAAAUGUGACAUUUUCAGAUGGAGGGGGCCCAUAUUGGGAAAGGAGAUGAGUUGGUGUUAUUAGUACUAUGUUGUCAUGACAACACAUUGCGGGGAAGGUGAAAAUUAGUCUCUAGAUUCUCUUUCUGUUCAUAAACUGCUAACAUAGCUGAAGGUAUCAAACUGAUUUCACUGUGGCCUCAAGUGUUCAAAUGGAGAACAGGAAGUAGAGAAAAGCACAUCUUAUUUCAUUCUUUGUUUCUGUUAGGGUUGUGUGUGAUUGUCAGUCUCAUUCUUAGUUUGCCCUUAAAAUAGCCUACAUCAUGUUGUGCCAAUGACUAAUUGUUAAAAUUGUGUUAAAAUUGUAGUCAUUUUUUUUAUAGUAGGCCUAGGACUAUUUUUAGUUUUUAGCUUUUUUUUAGAAAGCAUAUCGAAUUAACAUGCUAAUGGAGUUUGUAUAAUUCUAUCUGUGCAGCAUGUAGGGAGUAUUUUGGACAAAAAAUAAAUAAAU
Alosa sapidissima (American shad) is the source of this 1664-nucleotide messenger RNA. It is a transcript of the gene clrn1, whose product is annotated as clarin 1. The transcript has 3 exons. Lineage: Eukaryota; Metazoa; Chordata; Actinopteri; Clupeiformes; Clupeidae. The record is from RefSeq and is a predicted model, not a curated record. Gene Ontology annotation, biological process: equilibrioception; sensory perception of sound. The coding region runs from base 298 to 996 and encodes 232 amino acids.